ACACAAGGUCACAGCUGUGGCCCUGGGCAGUUUCCCAGCAGGUGAGCAGGCCAGACUAUCUCUGAGACUCGGGGAGCCGCUGACCAUCAUCUCUGAGGAUGGAGAUUGGUGGACAGUCCAGUCGGAAGUCUCAGGCAGGGAGUACCACAUGCCCAGUGUGUAUGUGGCCAAAGUCGCCCAUGGGUGGCUGUACGAGGGCCUGAGCCGGGAGAAAGCUGAGGAACUACUCCUGUUACCUGGGAACCCUGGAGGGGCCUUCCUCAUCCGGGAGAGCCAGACCAGGAGAGGCUGCUAUUCCCUGUCCGUCCGACUCAGCCGCCCUGCAUCUUGGGACCGGAUCAGACACUACAGGAUACAGCGUCUUGACAAUGGCUGGCUGUACAUCUCACCUCGCCUCACCUUCCCCUCACUCCAUGCCCUGGUGGAGCAUUACUCUGAGCUAGCAGAUGGCAUCUGCUGUCCCCUCAGGGAGCCGUGUGUCCUGCAGAAGCUUGGGCCACUACCUGGCAAAGAUACACCUCCACCUGUGACUGUGCCAACAUCAUCACUAAAUUGGAAAAAGCUGGACCGCAGCCUCCUGUUUCUGGAAGCACCUGCGAGUGGGGAGGCAUCUCUGCUCAGCGAGGGGCUCCGAGAGUCCCUCAGUUCCUACAUCAGCCUGGCUGAGGACCCCCUGGAUGAUGCUUAGCCCUGGAGCACAAAGAGAAAGAGAACCAAGACUGUGGCACCGAGAGCUCCAACUCGGCUGACCCUGACAAAGCUCCAGGAGGCAAGGCUGGGGUGGGGCAGAGACACUCCGGGCCUCACCUGGGCUUUCGGAUAAGUCAUGUAUCUCCUAAGGCCUCACCCCUGCCUACCACUUCUAGUCCAUGUGCAGUGCAGUUCAAAGCAGGGCUGGGCCUCUACAGAGAAUAAAAUACUUCUGAGGUCUGAUAAGUCACUUCCUGAGAGUAAUGUCCAUACAGCAGCUACUCAGC
Messenger RNA from Mus caroli (Ryukyu mouse), 977 nucleotides. The record is from RefSeq and is a predicted model, not a curated record. NCBI's taxonomy places the organism in Eukaryota, Metazoa, Chordata, Mammalia, Rodentia, Muridae.